Oryzias melastigma (Indian medaka) is the source of this 973-nucleotide messenger RNA. RefSeq names its product heme transporter hrg1-A. Gene Ontology annotation, cellular component: lysosomal membrane; plasma membrane. The record is from RefSeq and is a predicted model, not a curated record. Gene Ontology annotation, molecular function: heme transmembrane transporter activity; heme binding. NCBI's taxonomy places the organism in Eukaryota, Metazoa, Chordata, Actinopteri, Beloniformes, Adrianichthyidae. Gene Ontology annotation, biological process: heme transport.
GCGUUCACGCAGCCGUGGACGGGAGCCGCGGGGGGACUGUCAGGUGUGUUGGCUUUUUGGACCCUGAUGACUCACAUCAUGUACCUGCAGGACCACUGGAGAACCUGGUUAAAGGGCCUGAGGUUCUUCUUCUUCUCUGGGGUUUUCUUCUCCCUGCUGGCAGUUGCAGCCUUCAUCACCUUCCUGACCAUGGCGAUCAGCAGGAAGGAGUCAUUGACCGACCCCCGGAGUUUCUAUCUGUCCUGUGUGUGGAGCUUCAUGAGCCUGAAGUGGGCGGCUCUGCUCGCCCUGUCUGCUCGUCGGUACCAAAAAGAGUUUGCUGACAUCAGUAUUCUCAGUGACUUCUGAACGCAGUUUUCAACUUUUCAACAGAAAUGUUUAAGUCGUCUAAAUGCUUUCUAUAACUGCAGGAUUUUUUAAAACUAUAUUCUGUUUUUAAACAGCAAAAUAGUUGUAAUUUUGGACUUAAUUUAAACCGUUAAAAAAAAAUGUGUUGCAGUUUUAAAUAGCAGCCAGCAGAUGGCAGCAGACAUCUAUAAAAACUGGUCAGUUCUUUAUCUGUCCUUUGAUUAAAGAUUUAUGUUUGAGGGAAUCAGCCCAUCACAUUGCAUCACUUGUUUAGGGAAUGCUUUAAAUUGCCAUUAGACCUACGUAUUUUGUACUUAAAAAGUAAGUCUUGAAUAAAAACUAAUUUUAAUUUUUCUUUUUUUUUGCACUUUUUAUAAAAUCAUCAGGGAUCCGUGGUAUUUCAGAUCUAUUUGAGGGUGUUUUUAGUGUAGAAAAGUAUAUAUUUUUUAGAUUUAAAGGGAAAUGAAAUGCAUUUAGGGUUCAUUUAUUUAAAAAAAUAGAUUAAAGGUGUAUUUCUGUAACACAUCCCCUUUUUUGUGUGAAGCUAAAAUGUUUUUUUUACUAAAUUUGUCUUUGUUUGUUUUUAUAAAAGCAGUUAUUUUUAAUAAAACAUGUUUAAAAUGUA